AUGUUACCUCAGUUGUCCAAGGUUGGGGACCAAGAGAAAAAGGAUUACCGGCGUGGGCGGAGCUGGCCUCCAACUCAGAAUCCUAACUGUCCCGGCCCAGCCCGUCCCGGCACCCCAGCCCAUUCCUGGUCCGACUCAGCGGCGAACCUGCCCUUCCACCCUGCAGAUCCUGACUGGGCCUCAUACAAGCUGGGGAUUUUCAUCUGUCUCCACUGCUCUGGCGUCCACCGCAACUUCCCAGAUGUCAGCAAAGUUAAAUCCGUGAGACUGGACUUCUGGGACGACAGUAUGGUGGAGUUCAUGACCCACAAUGGAAAUCUCAAUGUGAAAGCCAAAUUUGAAGCCAGAGUCCCAGCUUUCUACUAUGUCCCUCAGGUCAGCGACUGCCUAGUCUUAAAGGAACAGUGGAUUCGAGCUAAGUAUGAAAGACGGGAAUUUAUGGCUGAUGAGAAAGCUGUCUCACCCCCAGGUGAUCGAGAAGUGUUCCUGUGGAAGCGGGGACGCAACAAUGCACAGUUCCUGAGAAGGAGGUUUGUCCUUCUGGCAAGAGAAGGCCUCCUGAAGUAUUACACCAAGGAGAAGGGUAAAACCCCAAAGGCUGUCAUCAACAUCAAGGACUUGAAUGCCACCUUCCAGACAGAGAAGAUAGGACAUCCCCAUGGGCUGCAGAUCACCUACAGGAGAGAGGGCCACACCAGGAAUCUCUUUGUGUAUCAUGACAGUGGGAAGGAGAUAGUGGAUUGGUUCAAUGCUCUCCGUGCAGCCCGCCUGCAAUACCUAAAACUGGCCUUCCCUGAUCUCCCAGAGUCUGAGCUCGUGCCUCUCAUCACCAGGAACUACCUCAAACAAGGCUUCAUGGAGAAGACUGGUCCCAAGCAGAGAGAACCCUUCAAGAAAAGAUGGUUUGCCCUGGAUCCCCUGGAGCGAAGGCUGCUGUAUUACAAGAACCCCUUGGAUGCUUUUGAGCAGGGCCAGGUUUUACUGGGAAGAAAUGGGCAGGGAUAUGAAGUAUGCGAAGACCUGCCCAAGGGCACCCGAGGGAAUCGCUGGAAGGCUGGACUCACUGUCAUCACUCCAGAGCGGAAAUUCAUCUUUACCUGCCCUAGUGAGAAGGAGCAGAGAGAAUGGCUGGAGAGUCUGCGGGAUGUCCUAUCCAGUCCCUUGUCACCCCUCCAACUCCUCAGUGAGAAUCGGGGCUGGGGGGAGGGCCUGGGGGCUCUUUUCAGUGAGGGCAGAAAAGGGCUCUUUCACUGUGGUCCGGGAAGGGCCUGA
Molecule: messenger RNA, 1272 nt
Organism: Cricetulus griseus (Chinese hamster)
Lineage: Eukaryota; Metazoa; Chordata; Mammalia; Rodentia; Cricetidae
Source: RefSeq, a predicted model, not a curated record